This is a messenger RNA of Darwinula stevensoni, 978 nucleotides long. The record is from the annotation of a GenBank genome assembly. Lineage: Eukaryota; Metazoa; Arthropoda; Ostracoda; Podocopida; Darwinulidae.
AUGCUUGAUUUUAAGACUUUGUCUUAUGAUUCCUCCCUAGGUUCUGAAUUCCAUGAUGCUGAGGUGAAAUCAAAACAUCUUAAGAAGCAGAUUCAUGGAAAUGUCAGCAAGCCAUUACGUGAGAGUUAUCCUCAUGAAUUUUCCACCUUUGCAACAGGAGCCAUCAAUCUUCUGACAAGCAUACGCCAAGGGGUUCGGUCCCAGAGCAAGUACUUUGCUCGCUGGGAGAGCUUUGCAGGCAUGCAAAUGCUCAAGUCCCACAGUUAUGCAACCUCCCUAUCACAUCUCCUGAGGCAUUCCUGCAUCUUUGACACGGUGGAGAACGUUGGCCAUGCCCAAGAUUGCCGUUCUGGAUUCCAUGAUGGUGAGGUGAAAUCAAAACAUCUUAAGAAGCAGAGUCAUGGAAAUGUCAGCAAGCCAUUACAUGAGAGUUAUCCUCAUGGUGAGAGUUCCUAUGGGAUUCCUGAAAAAUUCACAACAGCUAAAUUUGCCACACCAUCAUUUGUCACACCGAAAGGAAGUGAAAGAAGGCAGCAACUUGAAGAGGAAGGUUUAGAUGAUCCAGGAAUAUCCCCUGUCUCAUCACAAGCAACAUCAUCAUUGUCACAGGGAAGACCUAGAUAUACUGCUGAUGGAUCACCUCAGUUACGACAGAUAAAACACGUUCUUCUGACAAGCAUACGCCAAGAGGUUCGGUCCCAGCGCAAGUACUUUGCUCGCUGGGAGAGCUUUGCAGGCAUGCAAAUGCUCAAGUCCCACAGUUAUGGAGCCUCCCUGUCACAUCUCCUGAGGCAUUCCUGCAGCUAUACUGUUGCCAGCCAUGCAUCGAUUAGCCCAAACAUAAUCCCCUCUGACAAUCAUCAGUUUGGUCACUUGAAGUUGGUUCUUCAAGUUCACUUUGUGGAGUACACUUCAUCAGUGGCGAGGACAGGAAGUGGCUACAACAGCAAGAAACAGGCUCCUACAAAGAGGAUAUAA